Paramecium tetraurelia is the source of this 525-nucleotide messenger RNA. RefSeq lists its product as uncharacterized. The transcript has a single exon. Lineage: Eukaryota; Ciliophora; Oligohymenophorea; Peniculida; Parameciidae. The record is from RefSeq and is a predicted model, not a curated record.
AUGAAAUAAUAUAAUCUUAGAUCUAUGACAAUUUUGCUUCAUUAACCUAAUAUUGAAAAAGUGGUUUAGAAGAUUUAACAGGAUUGCUAAGAGAGAAAAUCUAUUAGAUACAAAUCUGAAUAAGAGGAUUCAGAUUUUUUUUUUUCAAAGGCAAUUCAAAAAACAAAUGGCAAUCAGACUUAUAGAUAACCAAUGAGUGCUCGUAGUUUAUACUUUACUCCAAUGAAAUCUGUAAAUUCACAUAGGUAAAUGCAGCAAUAAAAAGAAGUCAACCAUUUUGAAGAUGGAAUCGAAUCCAUAGAUGGAGAUCAAUCUAACCUUUUAACAGUCAUUCUCUAGUUACAAGAGCAGAUUAAACAACAAAAAGAUUAAAUAGAAAUAUUGAAUCAAAAAUGUACAAUCCUUGAAGCAGAAAAGGAUGAAGCAUAAAAACCAAAUAUUGAAUAAAUUACAAUCACUGCUCAUCUGCUUUAAUAGAAUGAAUAACUAAUGUAAUAAUUAGCAAGAUUAAGGAAGAAAUAAUGA